This is a messenger RNA of Peniophora sp. CBMAI 1063, 1824 nucleotides long. The record is from the annotation of a GenBank genome assembly. NCBI's taxonomy places the organism in Eukaryota, Fungi, Basidiomycota, Agaricomycetes, Russulales, Peniophoraceae.
AUGUCGAAACUUGACGACGAACGACCGGCCAAGAGGGCGAAGGUGGAAGAGGAUUCGGCGGACGGAUCUGCUACCUUACCCGACCUCCAGGGCGGAAGCUCUCUUCAAUGUUCAACUCACGCGAUUGGCCCACCAGAUCCAAGCAAGAACAUCAUGUCUGUGAUUGACAUCGUGCUCGUCAUCAUAUCAUACGUGAAGGAUAUACAUGGCUUGGACGGCAUCCUUUCUUCCCGGGCAUUCAAUUCCCUCGAGGCCGAACGCGCUCGCGCUUGGACCACCGUCCAAUCUAUUCUCGACCUCAGGCUCGUCAAUAGGGUCUGGUCGGAGGCCAUUCUACUUUCUCGGUCUUCUUGGGCAGUCAUCCCCGCCACCUUGACGCACCAGAAAUCGUUCCUGAGGCGCUGUAUACGCCUUUCGGGGAAGGCACCGCUGGCGCUCACGUUCAGCGAACUGCCAGAUCCGGAAAUCUGGGAAUUACUCGACACCGAGAAGGGUAGACUCCAUUCCCUAAGACUAGCCUGCGACACACCCGCUCACUUUUUUGCGCAUACGGAUUCUCCCGAUGCCCAUAGUCAUUGGUCAACUUUGGCGGCUGUGAGAGCUUUGGAGAUCCGCGCUGGUUCCUUCGCGAUGCCUUCUAGGGCUUGGAUGGAGCCUCCCACCCCCCGGCUUGACAUUCUGCACCUCACCAACUUCGUGUUCGCGGCAUCGUGCGUACUGCCGAAGGCUCUACGAGAACUCACGUUACACUUCUCUGACUUAACGAUCCUUCGUGAGAGCAUGCUCGAGGAUCGGAUGACUUUUUCCGAUCUGUCAGGCGUCCUUGCCGGUCUGUCUGCGCUAGAGCGGCUGAAGCUUGAUAUCCGAUACAUGCUGGAUGACGGCUCAUCGAACGAAGGCCACGCGGACCUUUCCUCUCUGAAGCAGCUCUCAGUGCGCUCACGUUCUCCACGGGACUUCAACGCUGUUAUUUCGCACAUCACGUGCCCGCCGUUGGAACGCGCGCAUCUCAUCGUUGACCUGCCGAGUGCAGACGUCGGGGAAGUUGCGGAUGAUCUCACUGCGGCCUCGCGGAAACUCAGUGCACUGCUCCCUACGUCUCAGGCUGGGGACGUGGACGUUAUCGAGCUCGGCCACAUAUACGUGGAUGAACGCGGACAUCCGAUCGGGCCUCCCGACUACUGGCGGCGAUGUCAGUGUACGGUUGCCGCAGCCGCCCGAGAGCGUGCCCUCCCGUUAACCGACGACACGCUAUCAACGACGAGCAUCGCGUCCACGGCCGCCUUUGCCCUUACAGUGACUCGACCCGCUCUUGACGAACUAUAUCGUGAUCCAUCACUCGUCCUACGCCUUAUCUUGGCCGGACUCCCCUCGACCGAUCUCGAUAGCUUGACGGUUUACUGCCGUCCUGGUCUAGCUGUUGAACCAGAUGAUGGAGAAGAGGCUGGAAGCAACGAGUCUGUACUUGCGUAUGCGGACAUGUCGAUCUUCGAGCGCCUCUUCUCGGCCCGCCGAGUGAACUGGUUAGGCAACGGCCACCAGCUGGCGAACCUCUUACGUCAGGCGGGAUCAUUUCCGUCUCUGAACUACCUACCUCACGAUAUUCCUCCCAACGCCGAAUACAACAUUCGGCUGGAGAAGGCUAUUGAGCUACGUCAGGAGAAGGCGCGUCAAGCGGUUGAUGUACAAGGCUUUCUUAAGCCUCAUGCGAGGAGGAUGAGGAGAUUGGCGUGGAGGGCGCCACGGCUGCUUCCUGAGACAGUUGCGAACAUCGCGCAAAUGUUCGAUACACUUCUUGAAACUGUUGGGGAACGCGUAAUAUAG